AUGUUAUUCUUCUCAAGUAUGAAAAAAGUGGGAUGCCGGAAUAGUCAAAAUUUGUACGAUAUCCCUGAAAGAAUGUUUACAACAGCUCUGCUUCCAGAUAUGCACGAGAAGAAAUGUAGAAAGAGGUCUGUGAAUUGUGAGGAUACAACUUCUUGUACAGCUGUUCUGAUCGAUCCAUGUCAUGAAGCAAUUCAACAUUCAGCUGUUACAGUUUCUUACGACAUAAUGCCACCGCAUCAUUUCGCUGAUUUUUCAUUUUUCGCAUCAUUCGUUGCCACGUUGAUCACUGUUUUAGUACUAAGAAGCAUAGUCAGUCUUUUGUGGACCUUCCGAUAUUUUGAAACUCCUUUUGUUGAUUUGGUUGCGGUUAUUUCGGCACAACAUCGGUACCAUUUCCAAGAAUUGGUUCAAAAUUACAACUCAUUCCUAUCACAGCUUCGACCUCAGCUGUUGAAUCGCUAA
Molecule: messenger RNA, 462 nt
Organism: Loa loa (African eye worm)
Lineage: Eukaryota; Metazoa; Nematoda; Chromadorea; Rhabditida; Onchocercidae
Exons: 4
Coding region: 1-462 (153 amino acids)
Source: RefSeq, a predicted model, not a curated record